Messenger RNA from Camelina sativa (false flax), 966 nucleotides. RefSeq names its product CASP-like protein 2C1. Lineage: Eukaryota; Viridiplantae; Streptophyta; Magnoliopsida; Brassicales; Brassicaceae. The record is from RefSeq and is a predicted model, not a curated record.
CCACCUGCCAAAUCCUUUCAACUCCAAACCAUUCUGUAUAUAUGUAAUCUUAUACAAUUACAACAUUUAUGUUACAGUCUUCCUUUUGUUCUCAUAAAGAUACAUCUAGAAAUCUUAUAAAAGAAAAGCUGAGACAGAGUUGGGGAUCAUAGGAUUAGUCAUUAGUGUGAAAAAAUUCUUGGUAAGAAGGAAGGUGAGAUGGUGAAAUUGAGAGAAACAGAAGUGAUCCUGAGAGUAUGUAUCGUCUUUCUUCUUCUCCUCACUGCUUGUUUGAUCGGUAUGGAUUCUCAAACCAAAGAGAUUGCUUAUAUCCACAAGAAAGUGAGUUUCAAAUAUUUGGUUGCUCUCGAGGCUGAAUUAUACAUAGAUGUUGUGGUUGCUGCGUAUAAUUUGGCUCAGUUAGGACUCCAUUGGCACAGUGUUGAACAAAAGACUUCCAAUACCAAAUGGUUCUCUUACCUCUUGGAUCAGACGGCGGCCUACGUGGUUUUCGCCGGGACAUCUGCCGCGGCGCAACACUCAUUGCUGGUGGUAACGGGUUCAAAAGAGCUUCAAUGGAUGAAGUGGUGCUACAAGUUCACAAGGUUCUGCUUUCAGGUGGGAAGUGCCAUCAUCUUAAACUACAUCGCGGCAGGCCUUAUGGUCCUCCUCUCUUUCAUCUCCGCCUUCAACCUCUUCCGCCUCUAUUCCCCUAAGCGUUUUUUUCGCUUAAAGUCCUCCUCCUAAUUAAAUUAACUACUGUGUUAAUCAUUUUCUUAAUCCGGAAUAAUGUUGAUCAAUGUGAAGAAAAAAUGCUGAUUAAAUUAUUGAUUCAACUCUUAAUCUCAAUUUUUGUAUUUUCCAUUAUGCAUGUCCAAUAAGUAUCACCAGUCUAUUGCUUGAGAAAAUAGGUUUGUGCGGUGUACGUAUCUUAAGUCUUAACUUACUUUUAUCAGUUGGGUACUAAAAGUAAUAAAUUUCCCACCA